AUGGCGCAGGGAGGCUCUCCACUCGACUUCCACAUGCUGCAGGAUCUAAAGCAGCGGUUUCCAGAGAUUCCCGAAGGAGUGGUGUCCCGGUGCCUCAUACAGAACAACAAUAACUUGGAUCUAUGUUACCACCUGCUGGCCCAAGAAAGUAAUAGAUAUCUGUAUGCACAGUUUCACCCAGGAAUCUACCUGCCUCCAAGACCUCGGCCUGCAUCCUCACCUCAGCCUGCCCAGUCGGCCUACACCUUUAAAAUUAAAGUGUCUCCUGGCGGCCAGGCUCAGAGGCCACUCGGUUCUCCUCCUGUGGCUGAAGCUGAGUCUCUUCUCAAUAUUGUGGAUCAAGUGGAAAACAAUGCGGCACCUCCACCAAUCCUCCCAAUCUCUGCUUUAACCGGGACAGCUAGCAGCCUGUUUCAGCAAAUGCCACGGCGCUCAAGCUCAGGGUCUGAUGACUACGCUUACACACAAGCUUUGCUACUACACCAGCGGGCCAGAAUGGAGCGCCUAAUGAAAGAGCUGUUGGCUGAACGACAGAAACUUGACCAACUAAAAGCUGAUGUCAACAAUAUGGAAUAUGACGCUCUUCAAAGACGAUUUCGUCGCGUCAACUCCACCAGUCUUAUUCCAAGACCUGAAGAAAUGACCCGAUUGAGGACGCUGAAUAGAAAGCUUCAGAUUGAUAUUGACUGUACCCUAAAGGAGACUGAUCUACUGCAAUCUAGAGGAAAAUUAGAUCCUAAUGCAAUGAGUGACUUCUACAAAAAUAUCCAGCCUGGUCCAGCUGUGCUGCCUCAAUCUUACAAAAAAGAAGAGCCGGCCUCUAAACCAGCACUGCCGCCUCCAAGAGAUGAAGAUUUUGAAGGAGCUCAGUGGAACUGUGAAAGUUGCACUUUUCUCAACCACCCUGCUCUUAAUCGCUGUGAACAAUGUGAGAUGCCCCGCUACACCUGA
Knipowitschia caucasica is the source of this 951-nucleotide messenger RNA. The record is from the annotation of a GenBank genome assembly. Lineage: Eukaryota; Metazoa; Chordata; Actinopteri; Gobiiformes; Gobiidae.